AGUGUACUUCCCAUCCUCCUUUCCUCGGCAGUCGGCACUUUCAAUUUGUCUCCAACUCCUCAAGAAGCAGACCUCUCUCUCUCUGGCUCUCAUGGCGAGUACCGCGAAAAGGGUCGAUAAGAUCCGCCAAAUCGUGCGGCUUAAGCAAGUCGUGCAACGGUGGAAGCACAUGAGCCUUCGGUUCCGGACCGACCCGUCCUGCUCCUCCGAUUCCGGUACGAACCGGCGCCCCUCGCCCGGUUAUCUCGCGGUGUACGUUGGCCAGGAACGCAACCGUUUCGUGAUCCCCACCCGGUUCCUGAACCUCCCGGUGUUCGUGGGUCUGCUGGAGAGAGCCGAGGAAGAGUUUGGGUAUCAGGGUAAUGGCGGUCUGGUUCUGCCCUGCGAAGCUGGGUUUUUCGCAGAAGUUUUGAAGAUUUUGGAGAGAGAUGAGGGUAGAUUUGGUAGAUUUGGAUUGGAGGAGUUCAUGAAGAUGGUUUCCGAACUGGGUUUUGUGUCUUGCAGAGAAGCGACGUCGUAUGCGUACAUGGUCAGUACUCCUCUCUUGCAGAAAGCUAGGGUUUGACAGUGAUUUGAAUUGUUUCUUGGAAAUGUAUACGUUGGUAGACAAUACGACGAUCUAAUAUCACUUUAGGGGUGGGGGUGGGGGUGGGGGUUUAGUUCUAACCAUCCUUGAACUCAUCAUAAAUAGUUUUAAUGUUCAUGUGAUGGGCUUCAAUGAGAUGUUGUUGAACUUUUCUCUGUGUCUUUUUUAAGGCUUUUCUGGGCAUCAAACUUAUGCUGAUGCUUACUUUGAUGAUGAUGAAAUUUUAGAGAGUAAUGAGAAUUAGGAUAUUAUGCUGA
Molecule: messenger RNA, 843 nt
Organism: Alnus glutinosa
Lineage: Eukaryota; Viridiplantae; Streptophyta; Magnoliopsida; Fagales; Betulaceae
Product: protein SMALL AUXIN UP-REGULATED RNA 12-like
Exons: 1
Coding region: 92-565 (157 amino acids)
Biological process (GO): response to auxin
Source: RefSeq, a predicted model, not a curated record